Messenger RNA from Leptosia nina, 285 nucleotides. Lineage: Eukaryota; Metazoa; Arthropoda; Insecta; Lepidoptera; Pieridae. The record is from the annotation of a GenBank genome assembly.
AUGGGUAAGGACAAGAAAAAGGGAAUAAAAGGAAAUGUUUUUAAGGUAGCGGGUGCUAAAAGUCUUAAGAAGACUAAAGCAAAAGCAGUAAACUUAGGUUUAAAGAAUAUGAAGCAAAAAGUAGCUGAAAUAGACAAACAAUUUCUGGAUAUAAAGAACACACCUAAAGCAAAUGUAAGUGUUAAGAAACCUGAAGUUAAAGGUCCCCAAAAAAAGAUUGAAAAUAAUGUGACAAAAGAAGAAGUUGCAAUGGCUACCGAGAAAAUUAAUGGUAUAGAUUUAUAG